Messenger RNA from Neoarius graeffei (lesser salmon catfish), 1290 nucleotides. RefSeq names its product carbonic anhydrase IV c (gene ca4c). The annotation marks the transcript as partial. The transcript is spliced from 8 exons. Gene Ontology annotation, cellular component: plasma membrane. Gene Ontology annotation, molecular function: zinc ion binding; carbonate dehydratase activity. The record is from RefSeq and is a predicted model, not a curated record. Lineage: Eukaryota; Metazoa; Chordata; Actinopteri; Siluriformes; Ariidae.
CACAUCCCUCCUAUACCAGCCUUAUAGGAGCUCUUCUGCUCUGAAUGCUACACUGAGUUUGCUGCUAUGCCAGUCAUGUGGUCCACUCUCCUUGUGUCAUGUUUUCUGUUUCCUCCAUGUAUGCACUCAGUUCAGUGGUGCUACCAGAGCCAGUACUCAUGUGAGAAUAAGUGCAGAGAGCCCAGUCAGUGGGGCAAAGACUUUCCAGUUUGUGGAGGCCAGAAUCAAUCACCAAUUAACAUUGUGACACACAAGGUGAGGCAUGACCCCCAUCUAACCCCAAUCAUCUUCGAAGGUUACACGCAAACCUUGAACAUCACUGUGCAUAACCUCGGAAAUACAGCCAUGUUUGCACUUCCUCAAUCUCUGCGGAUCCAAGGAGGGGAUCUGCCUGCCACCUACAAGGCUGUUCAGCUACAUCUACACUGGGGAGUGGAUGAGUGGCCAGGCUCAGAACACACUGUAGAUGGGGAGCAGUAUUCCAUGGAACUCCAUGUUGUCCAUAUAAAAGAGCAGUACCAAACCCUGAAGGAAGCCAUGAAUGACACAGUGGGGGUAGCAGCUCUUGCGUUCUUCUAUGAGGUGUCCACAGAAGAAAACCCGAAAUUCAAUCAAGUGAUUCAGGCUUUAAGAAGAAUUCCAUAUAGAGGAAACACAAGUAUUAUCCCAGAAUUCCGACUGACUGAUAUCUUGCCUUCGUUGGAGAAGCUUUCCAGUUACUACCGUUACUCAGGUUCUCUGACCAAGCCAGGCUGUGAUGAGGCCAUCAUCUGGACUGUCUUCCAGGAGUCUUUUUCCAUCAGCCAACAACAGUUGGUGAACGUAACCAAGCAGAUGUGGUUUGGGACAGGAAAGCCCAUGACUGACAACUUCCGCCCAGUGCAGAAGCUAAACGGGCGCAUAGUGUACAAAUCCAUGGCAUGCUCCUACACAUCAUCAGGACCAGUCAUCCUGUGUCUGUGUGUCCUCUGUAUAUUUGAUCUGAUAGAGGGUAUAUUCACAUAAUGUAUUGUCUAUAUAAUUUCAGGAGAGAAAUCCAAAGUAAUAAUAAUAACAAUAAUAAUAAUACAUGUACAUUUACAGAGAUGAAACAGUAAUAUUCUAGUUCUUUGUACCCCACCAUGAUUGAAAACUUGCAGCAAAAUCCCCCAAACCUCCAGAAUUAUAUCAAAAACUAACAAAAUGCUUUGAUUUAUGAUGAAUGUAUAAAGAAAGGAGCUGCAACAUCAUUUAUUAAAAAUAGUGGGACAUGGGAAGGCGUAUUGGGUACCAUAGGUAAUUUCGGUUUGA